Grosmannia clavigera kw1407 is the source of this 2052-nucleotide messenger RNA. RefSeq names its product peptidase s9 prolyl oligopeptidase active site domain containing protein. The coding region runs from base 1 to 2052 and encodes 683 amino acids. The record is from RefSeq and is a predicted model, not a curated record. NCBI's taxonomy places the organism in Eukaryota, Fungi, Ascomycota, Sordariomycetes, Ophiostomatales, Ophiostomataceae. Gene Ontology annotation, molecular function: serine-type peptidase activity. Gene Ontology annotation, biological process: proteolysis. The transcript is spliced from 3 exons.
AUGACACUGAAGACAGUUGCGCCGUACGGUCACUGGGACAGCAAGAUCUCAGCAGAGGAUGCAACUGCGGGUGUGCGCAGCCUGAUGUCUCCGCGGACUUGUCCACACACUGGACGAGCAUUUUUUCUCGUGUCGACCCCUGAUGGUGCCAAUACGAUUGUUGAGGCCCCUGCGAGCCAAAAAGACGAGGCGUGCAGCGUUCUGCCUGAUCCCUGGCGUGUUGGCACCAGCGUCUACGAGUAUGGCGGCCUGCCGUAUGCUAUUCUCCCCCCCAAAGUCAAGCAGGGCCAGCGCAUUGUCUUCUCCGACCCACGCGACAAUGCCUGUUGUAUUCUCGACGUCGACGCCGGAUCGGUCACGACACUGGUGCCCGGAACACCAAUCCUUCGAUACGGCGACUUCCACGUGCACCCUGGUAGCUGCGACGAUGUACCCCGUCCCUGGAUCCUCGCUGUUCAGGAGGAUCACACACACCCCGAGCCGGCUGAAGUUCGCAACUACAUUGUUGGCAUCCACGUGGACACCGGGGAUGUCGUGCGAAUUGUUACAGGCGCCGACUUCUACUCGUACCCGCGAUUUGCUCCCACUAUAGAGGACGGCUAUCGUAUCUCCUGGCGUCAGUGGGAUCAUCCAGACCUACCGUUUGAUGGCGUGACACUGCACUGGGCAAUGUGGAAGCCAGAGGAGGGACAUGAUACGUGCCUUUCUAAAGUCGAGCUUGUCGCUGGUGACAAACGCCAAUGCAUAGGGGAAAUCGCUUGGGCUCCCGACGGCAGCGUCAUGUUCGGCAUGGAGCGUACGGGCAGCAACUACAGGCAGCUCUUCCGGGCUCGGCCAUCUGCCAAUGUACAGCUCGAGCCUGUCAUUCUUGAGGACUUGGGCAAGAAUCAGUUGGCUUACGUGGACCUGACAGUUGGAGCUUGGACCCCUUUAGAUGUCGGCCUCGUUGAGAUGAAGUUCGAUCCGCUCGCGGCGCUGUCGGCCUCAUCAUUUCUGGUCAUUGGAAGCGGAUAUACCUCUCCUACGGCACUGUAUCGCGUUGACCUGGAUCUCGAUAGGAUUGUCAGUGUCCUGAGAACCUUCUCAAACGGAAAGACAAAAGCAGUCGAUGGGCUGAGCGACUAUUGUGUGGCCACACCUCUGUACCGCUCUACCGACACGGCCUUUGCACCGGACGUUUUCUCGACGCCUACGCUUGUGCGUGUCCCCGUGAUUGCUUCUUCUACGACUGACAAUGAUGACAGCCCAACGCGCGACGUUUUCGGCUGGUUCUGGCCGCCGCACAAUCGGUCGUUUAUCGCACCUCCCAACACCCUGCCACCACUGAUCGUCAAUCCACAUGGUGGCCCUACAGGCUACACGGCGCCAGGACUACAUAUGAUCCCGCAGUACUGGGCCACGCGCGGCUUCGCGGUUUUUGCUAUCAACUACAGCGGCUCUUCGGGCCAUGGUCGUGCCUACCGCGACAGCCUCUGGACACGCUGGGGGCUGCUGGACCGGGAUGACGCGGCUGCCAGCGUCUCUUUCUUGGUAAAAGAAGGCCGUGUGGACGGCGCCCGUGUCGGCAUUGAGGGCGGCAGUGCAGGGGGGUACAACGUGCUGCAGAGCCUGGUGGCCUACUCGGCCGGAUUGGCGACCAAGCCGGGUGGAUUCGAUUGCAAGGGCGUUUUCACUGCUGGUGUCUGUGCCUGUGGUGUUGCCGACACGGCUGCGUUGUCUCGCGAUACCCACAAACUCGAGAGCCGUUAUGUUGAUCGGCUGCUAUGGCCUCCAGGCACGUCGGUCGAAGUGCAGCAGCGCAUCCAUCGCGCUCGGUCGCCGUUGUUCCAUGCCGAGCGGAUCACAGCGCCACUUCUGCUGGUGCAUGGGGACCACGACACGGUUGUGCCAAUUGCACAGAGCAAAGGAAUCCGCGACAGAAUCCAGGCACGCGGCGGAGACGUCGAGCUUGUAGUGUUGCCAGACGAGGGCCACAUGUUCAACAAGGCUGAGAGCAUGGUCCAGUAUCUUCAAGCGCAGACGAAAUGGUGGAAGAAGACGCUGUUAAGGUAG